This is a messenger RNA of Ostrea edulis (European flat oyster), 2745 nucleotides long. RefSeq names its product cyclic nucleotide-gated channel rod photoreceptor subunit alpha-like. The record is from RefSeq and is a predicted model, not a curated record. Gene Ontology annotation, molecular function: cGMP binding; intracellularly cGMP-activated cation channel activity; protein-containing complex binding. NCBI's taxonomy places the organism in Eukaryota, Metazoa, Mollusca, Bivalvia, Ostreida, Ostreidae. The transcript is spliced from 4 exons. Gene Ontology annotation, biological process: monoatomic cation transmembrane transport; potassium ion transport. Gene Ontology annotation, cellular component: plasma membrane; intracellular cyclic nucleotide activated cation channel complex. Bases 501 to 2513 code for a protein of 670 amino acids.
AAAAACAACAACAAAAAAACCUGUUAACAUAAAAGUUCACAGUUUCAACUUAUAUUAAAUCACUCGCUAUCUAGCCCAUUUAUGAUUCUCGUCAUUUUAGUAGACCCCACUUUUAUUUUUUGACUUUGAAAAUGCAAAAUUUAAAGGGAAAAUAUCAAAAUAAGCAUGGGCGUACAACUGACUAGUGUUGUAGUAUCUAGGAGAAAUAAAAUAAAUUCAUACGGGAGUUUUUAGAAUUCGUGUAGGAUUUAAUAAGAAAAUUGUUUUGCUAACGAAAUUUUUGUUUCAUGGCCGGAUUUCCCAUAUGUUGUCCGGACAAGAGUUACACCUCACUAAGUAAUGUAGUUUGAUUAACCUAGUUCUGACUUCUGAAGUCUACUUAACAAAAAUGAAAAACAAAACAAAACAAAAACAAAAAUCAAAGGGAAAAAACAAAACAAAAACCCAUUAAACAGUCUAUUUUAUUAUGAUGAAUCAUGAGAGCGUAAAAUGUAUACUCUAUGUGUGUUUUAUCAUUUCAGCAAGGAACUGUCAAAAAAUUCAAAGCAACUCUUGAAGAGGAUUCCUUCAUUCGGAGGUUCACCGUCACAGAUCGUGGAGAAAUCGAUGACAUCGAACAUGAAUUCAAUGAAAUAUUUACCAUAGAGUUUUGGAGGACACUGGUAAUCAACCCCGCCAAUCCCCCUUUCUACUGGUGGUCCUGCGUGGUCACGUGUGCUGUGAUGUACAACCUCGUCUUCGUUAUACUACGGGGCUGUUUCUGGCACAAACUUCAGACGCCAGACGUAGUCGCCUGCUGGUAUUUCCCAGACUACUUCUGUGACGUCAUCUACAUUAUGGACAUGUUCAUGAAAAGUAGAGUAGGCUUCCUAGAGCAGGGUUUAUUAUGCCGUGACAUAAAGAGGCUGGCGAUGGUUUACAUCAAAUCCUGGAUGUUCGUUGUGGAUGUUAUUUGCAUUGCCCCACUAGAUUUCCUUUAUUUGGUUGUAGGUUUUAAUGCCUUUCUUAGAAUCAAUAAGUGUCUGAAAGUAUGGAGAAUGAGAGAGUUUUUCAACCUGGCGGCGACUCAUGCCAACAACCCUAAUCUCUUUCGUGUGGUCAACCUCAUCCUUAUCAUCAUUGUGAUCAUUCACUGGAACGGUUGCCUGUACUUUGCCAUAAGCCGGACUCUGGGCUUCGGCUCUGAUGAGUGGGUGUACCCCGAUAUCUACCGACACGAUUACUCCAGUUUCUGGAAACAGUACGCCUACUGUUUCUAUUGGUCCACGCUAACGUUGACGACCAUUGGGGAUACCGCCUACCCAAUUCAUACUGCGGCCUACAUUUACUGCACGACCUGUAGCUUGGUGGGAGUUUUGAUUUUCGCUACCAUUUUUGGUAAUGUUGGAGCUUUGAUCAACGAGAUGGAUGCCGCUAGGAAUGAUUUUCAGCACAAGGUGGACGCUGUAAAGCGAUACAUGGUGAACCGACAAGUGUAUGGACCAGUACAGGAAAGAGUGAUCAAUUGGUUCGACUAUACAUGGAACAAUAAGGAAUCGGUGGACGACUCCAAACAUUUGGAUUACUUGCCUGAAAAACUACGAGCAGAAAUCUGUAUACAUGUACAUCUGAAAACUCUAAGAAAAGUUGAAAUAUUCAAAGAUUGUGAACCAGGGGUAUUGGUAGAAUUGGUACUGAAACUCAAACUACAAGUGUUUAGUCCCGGCGAUUACAUCUGUAGAAAGGGUGACAUCGGUAGAGAUAUGUAUAUCGUAAAGAGAGGAAAGCUCCAGGUGUGUUCUGAGGACGGUAAGGUCAUCUUUGUAACACUAUCUGACGGAGCGGUGUUUGGAGAGAUCAGCGUCCUCAACAUUCCUGGAAACAAAACGGGAAACAGGCGAACAGCGAGUGUCCGGAGCGUGGGCUACUCCGAUCUCUUCUCUUUGAGCAAGAAUGAUCUAAUGGAAGCUCUUAGGGAGUUUCCCGAGGCCAGAAUGAGUCUGCUUGAGAAGGGGAAGAAAAUGUUGAAAAAAGAUAAACUAUUUGAUGAAGAAUUAGCAAGACGACAGGAAAGGUUGGAGCAAAAAUUGGACAGGAAGAUCGAAAUGAUGUCUGAUGCCGUGGAAGACCUGCAGAAGGUCGUCAAAAUACUGAUAGAAAAAUUAUCAUCGAACGAGGUACCACAAAAACCAAAAUCAUCAUCUAAUGAGGUAGCACACAAACCACAGCCGCCCGAUGAUGAUGAUGAUGAUGAUGAUGAAGAAUCAAUAUGGAAGACACCUUCAAGUUCAAUUUACUCUAUUACAUUGAAAGAGUCCCUCCAUGGAGACAAGGUUCCGGAACAAAGAAAAUCUGUGACGGAGAACGAACUGGAAAGACCGUCCUCUGCUAGAACGGAUAGAAAGUUAUCUAAACAGUAUUCUAGGGAGAGUGAUAUUGAUCAGGUUGAAGAUGAAAAGAGUGACGUCGAUUUGAAGGAGGACGACAGUAAGACUAGUGUGUUGGACAUCUUAGUGAAUAGUGAUGAGUUUUGACUAAUAACACCUCUGUAAGAAAACUUGAUCACGAGAAAGUUUCCACGAGCAGCAUUUAGUUGUAGUUGAUCUGGGGAAAAAAAUCUCUACCGAUAGAAGACGAUUGUUUGCACUUACUGACUAAAAGAUGUGCCUCUUGAAAUUCAACAAAGUUUUAAAAUGUUGUGAUCAUGAUAUGCAAUUAUAUUUACAUUUAGCCAUGUUUUGGCAGUAAUAAACCUGUCAUGUUUCA